Leptinotarsa decemlineata (Colorado potato beetle) is the source of this 2609-nucleotide messenger RNA. Its product is annotated as nucleolar protein 4. NCBI's taxonomy places the organism in Eukaryota, Metazoa, Arthropoda, Insecta, Coleoptera, Chrysomelidae. The record is from RefSeq and is a predicted model, not a curated record.
UGUUACUUUUCCACCAGAAAAAACGAAAAUUCAAAAAACAAAUGUGUCACAGGAAAAUUACAUUUCAAAAUCAUGUCAUGUGAUGCUAAUGUUGCUGCUAAUGAUGCUAAUGUUGCAGAGGAGAAGCUCUUAAAGCGGUAAUAAGUUUAUUAUUGCACCCUGAAAAUAUUAUUCAUGUUAUUGAAACAUUAGAAAUGCGUUUUGGUCGUCCAGAAUUUGUCAUUAGUUUUCCGAUAAACAAAAUUCAAAAUUUGCAAUUUUUAUCAUGUCACGUCAAUAACCUGGUGGUUACGUUGGAAAUAUUCGAGACAAGUAAGCAUUUGAAUAAUCCUUCUCUACUGGAGCAGUCAGUAGGAAAAUUACCUAUAGUCUGAAAUUACAAUGGGGACAGAAGAUGUGCUAAAAGUAUGUAAGGUGAAUUUGAAAGAUUUUGGAAUUUGGAGUAGUGAAUCAACUUCAGCUGCAUGUUACGUGACUUGUGGACAGUUCUCUGCUAAUUGGCGAGGAAAAAAUUGCACGAACUCGGUCAACCUGUGCGUGAGUGAAUCUGAAAAAAAACCGUGUCACAUUGAACUCGUUUCCUUGAAAUGAGAAACUGAUUCAACAUGGCGUCGAAAUUAGCGAGUCAGGACAUGGAGGAACACCACAAAUCGAUUCCGAAACCUCCCAAGAAGGCAACGAAAAAGAAGCCGGCCGCCAAACCACCGAAAUCCGAGCAAAACAACAACGAAAAACCGCAGAGAUCCGGAGCCGACAACAAAGACGACAUGCUGGCCACAUACCAGCCGUGGGUGAUCCAAACCUACGGCGACCUGGCGAAAACAAAGACGAUCACUUUGAAAAAAUACGCGAGAAUUUUGCGCACCCUUCGAGGGGAGGAGAUCGUCAGCGCAGAUAACAGCAAGUUUCGGUUUUGGGUGAAGGCGAAGGGGUUUUGUGUGGGGCAGCCCGCGGGGUACGACCCCAAACCGGCGGACGGGAUCGUCGGGCGGUACAGUGUUUGUGACUCCGACGAGGGAAUCCCUCCUUUGAAUGAUAAAUUAUUCGGCAGCGCCAAGGACCCGCCGCUCUAUGUGCCCAAUGCCCCAUUCAAGAAUUCAACUGGAGAACCUGUCUAUAGAAAAGUGGCUGUAGUAGAAAACUUCUUUGAUAUCAUCUAUAAUGUCCAUGUCGAUUUAGAAGGACGUCCUGGAAAACAUGCUGGUCAGAAAAGGACAUAUCGUACAAUAACGGAGACGUACGCGUUCCUGCCGCGAGAAGCCGUCACUCGUUUCCUGCUGGGCUGUACGGAAUGUCAGAAGCAUCCUCGGUCGCCGUCGCCCACGUCAGUGUUGCCGACCCCCAGUCCGAGUCCCACCCUGCCCCCGGCGGCGGUACAUCAAACAGGGACUGCAAAUUCCCAAGCCGCCCCUCAAGUGCCGGCGAUGCCUAUUGCGUGUCACGUCCAACAGGAGGGCAGCGGGUAUUACGGGGCGAAGAACGGAGCUGUAGACCGAGCUUGUCUGAGUCCCCCAACUGACCAACCCCCCUCGCAACAUGACAGACCUCAAACGCCGCCUAAAAGAGAAGGUCCUUUGAAAACCAGUACUCCUGACUCCACCAAAAGAUCAAGUAACCCCCUCGACGUCUGCAACUUGACCUCCCGCGACCCUCCGAAAAGUCCAUCCAAAAAACGCCCCUACGAGGCCGCUCCUAAACUCUGGUCCCCCGUGGAAACAAUCGAAAACGAUGAACCGCAGAGGAAGAGGGUCCUUCUCGGAGGUGACAUCGAUUACUCUCUGCCGAUCACCACCACGUACCUGAAGUAUAUGAGGAGUUUGGGAUGUCGAGACGAGGACGCGUUCAAAUUUGAGAACAAGCACGUGAGUUUUGUCAUUGAACGUUUUAUGCAUGAGGCGAUUUCGCAUUAUUUUCAUUGAUGUUUUCGUUCAAUAUUGAUGAAACUGCGACUACUUUGGAGGUUUCAUUCAAACUGUCGAAUUUCUCUGCACUUAGUUCAGAGUUAGAGCUUUCUCAAUUAAAAAAAACCUAAAUAAAUGUGAUGAAAUAUCCCAACAGAGUGCUUCAACAGAAAAAGCGUUCUUUUCAAAUAUCUUGAAGAGUAUUUUUGAAAUUUGAAAUAGACAAAAAGUAAUCAGCAUUUCGUGAAAGAUCACAUAUGAUAUUGAUUCAUAAAAGUUACAUUCAAGUUACAUAAAAGUUACAUUCAAGUUACAAAAUAAUUGAAAUCGUGGGAAGAUGUUUUAACGUGCGCUAGUGGCUUUUUUUCCGAAAGUUGUAUCCCGAGUGCACCGAGUUGAAUCAGUUGAAAUGUGUCCCAAUGCAUAAUUUUCGAAAUAUUGCUAAGCAAAUGACUUGAGUUUAUAAUAAUUACAAUUUAAAUCAAUUAAGUUCAAGAUAAACUCUUUGAAAAGAUGUGAAGAUUAUGCAUAGACGUUACUUUCAGAGACACACUGGAAGGAAAUAUCCUCCCGAACCAACUACUUCUCUAUGAAUAUUGAAUAACAAGACAGAAAAAAUACCUUCGAAACUAGUACUUUAAUGUGAACAUGUAAUUAUACAAAAACACUUUUUGUUAUUCACUUUGUACUCCAAAAAUUCAUUGUGGA